AUAUAUUAAAAAAAUUAUAUAUUAAAACAUUUCAAUUUUUCUUAUAUCAUUUAGGCAUAUAAAUUGUAUCGUUUGGAUAAAGGACCACCGGACAAAGCCACGAUGAAUGAAGAUGACAUUCUUUACGCAUUGAAAGCGAUGCACUAUAUCAGACGAAUAGAAAGCAAAGCGGCAGAAAUGUACAGAUUGCGUUUCAUCUAUGGUUUUCUUCAUUUAUAUAUUGGUCAGGAAGCAAUAGCCACUGGUAUGAAACCGGCGAUAUCGGAUAAAGACACUUUGAUCACAUCUUAUCGAUGUCAUGGUUUUGCGGUGGUAUUUGGCAUAUCGGCACGAGACAUUUUUGCGGAAUUAAUGGGUCGAAAAACUGGAACUUCGAAAGGAAAAGGUGGUUCCAUGCAUAUAUACGGAGACAAAUUUUAUGGAGGCGAAGGAAUCGUUGGUGGUCAGCUACCGAUCGGUACUGGAUUAGCAUUUGCUCAGAAAUAUAAUAGUACAGGCGGUAUUGCUUGGGUAAUCUAUGGAGAUGGUGCUGCGGACCAGGGUCAAACCUUCGAAGCAUAUAAUUUGGCAAAAUUGUGGAGUCUCCCGGUGGUAUAUGUAUGUGAGAAUAAUAAAUACAGUAUGGGAACGGCAACAUAUAGGCAUUCAGCGAAUACUGAUUAUUACACGCGAGGGGAUCUGAUUCCAGGUAUACAGGUAGAUGGAAUGAAAGUAUUAGAUGUUCACGAAGCUGCAAAAUUCGCGAAAGAUUACGCUCUACGAAAAGGUCCUAUUAUUCUCGAAAUGGUCACAUAUCGAUACUAUGGACAUAGCAUGAGCGAUCCUGGUACUUCUUACCGUACCAGAGAGGAAGUGAAAUUGGUACAAGCCAAACAAGAUCCUAUUAAUUGGUUAACCAAACAGAUAAUUGAUAACGGUCUGAAAACUCAAGCAGAAGUUGAAGAAAUUACAAAGAAUACAUACAAAAUCGUAGAUGAAGAAUUAGAAAUAGCUAAGAAGGAUCCAUCACCAGAUGUAACGGACGUUGGAAAAAAUCUUUACACAAAACCAUUGGAAAAAGUACGUGGUAAAGCACCUUGGGAGAAUUGGUAAAUUUAUCGAGAAAAUAGAACUAAAUCUUUCGUUUACGAAUUGUUUUAAAUAUUUAUAUAUAGAAAUAUUUAUAUGUAGAUAUUCAAUGUCUUUGUAUCGAAUGAUAAUUGUAAUUUUUUUUAAUUUUCCGGAUGUUUUUGAUAUCUCUUUAAUGAUUGAAUACUUGAUUAAAAUAAACUAGUAUUUAAUCGAAACAUCUUAUAUUUUAUUAAACAUCUUUGAUAUUUGAAAAUAUAUCAAAGAUUCGAUCGAACAAAUGUUAAAUUAAAUAUUGAAUAAAAAAAAAAAUUUAUAAAAUUCAUAAAUGAAGAUAGAAAUACGACUGUAGAGUCUGUGUUAUGCGAAUGACUGUGUUUAUUUCUUGCUCGUUUUCUUGCUCCGACAAUUGGAAUGAUCAAUUAAACCAUAUCGCACUGCGUUGCGAUCGAGAAAAGGAAAGAGUCUGAAGGAAGAGUAAGAAGAUAUUAUGACUGCGACGAAGACAAAAGAUUAUUAAAGCAAAAAAGAACGAUUGAGGAGAGUGAGUCAAUGGUUCAUAGGAACAUUGUUGUAGUAUAAGACAGUACUAAAGUAAUAAAGGAAGGAGGGGACUAAAAGAGAGAGAAAAAAGAAAACAGAGAGAGAGAGAGAGAGAGAGAGAAGUAGACAGAUUCCAGUGACUAGCGACAGCGAGACAGUCUUUGCGGGAGCCGCCUUCAGUUGCUCCCACGUGCAGUUCAGCUCGUUGAAUUUUAACGAGUUAAAUAUUAAGAAGCAAUUGUACGAUUUCUGUUAAAGAAAGAUAUUUUUUAAAAAUAUAUCUCUUAAGAAAAAAAAGUAAUUGUUUAAAAUAACAAG
Molecule: messenger RNA, 1929 nt
Organism: Apis mellifera (honey bee)
Lineage: Eukaryota; Metazoa; Arthropoda; Insecta; Hymenoptera; Apidae
Product: pyruvate dehydrogenase E1 component subunit alpha, mitochondrial
Exons: 5
Coding region: 103-1092 (329 amino acids)
Molecular function (GO): oxidoreductase activity, acting on the aldehyde or oxo group of donors, disulfide as acceptor
Source: RefSeq, a predicted model, not a curated record